CGUGUGUGAGCGCGUGAGGCGGAGAGAAGCGCUGUGACCCUCAUCAUCACUGGAGCGCGCGCUCUGUCUGUCUGUCUCUCUCUGUUUCUGUCUGUCGCUCUGUCUGUGUGUGUGUCUCUGUGUGUGUGUCUGUGUGUCUCUGUGUGUGUGUGUCUCUGUGUGUGUGUGUGUGUGUGUGUGUGUGUGUCUCUGUGUGUGUGUCUCUGUGUGUGUGUGUCUCUGUGUGUGUGUGUGUGUGUGUGUGUGUCUCUGUGUGUGUGUGUGUGUGUGUCUCUGUGUGUGUGUGUGUGUCUGUGUGUGUGUCUCUGUGUGUGUGUGUCUGUGUGUGUGUCUCUGUGUGUGUGUGUGUGUGUGUGUGUCUGUGUGUGUGUCUGUGUGUGUGUCUCUGUGUGUGUGUGUCUGUGUGUGUGUCUCUGUGUGUGUGUGUGUGUGUGUCUCUGUGUGUGUGUGUGUGUGUCUCUGUGUGUGUGUGUGUCUCUGUGUGUGUGUGUGUGUGUGUGUGUGUGUGUGGACAUGUGCGAUGUAGCGGCAACUUCGGAAAAAAACAACAAAUCUGAACAAGAUGAAGAAAUUGCGGAGAACUUUAUCAGAAAGCAUCCGCCGCGUUGCUUUAAAGAAAGAGGAUGGAGGUUUUGAUGAGAUAUGCGUGUCCAAGAUGUCCACUCGAGGGUGCCAGGGUUCAGAUUCGCUCUUCAGGCCCCUGGAUUCAAUCCCUGAAGAACGCCGGGCACGAGUCCAACGCACUCAGAGCGGCUUUGAGCCCUUUGAUAAACACACUAGCCAGGUGAAGAGAGUGCAUUCAGAGAACAACGCUUGCAUUAACGCCUCGGGGAGCAGCACACAUGCAGAGUCACCCAAACUCCGCCGUCACUCCAGCCCCAGCUCUCCAACCAGUCCAAAGUUCGGGAAAGUUGAUUCCUAUGAGAAACUGGAGAAGCUUGGAGAGGGUUCAUAUGCCACCGUCUACAAGGGGAAGAGCAAGGUGAAUGGGAAGCUGGUGGCUCUAAAGGUGAUUCGGCUGCAGGAGGAGGAGGGAACCCCAUUCACUGCUAUCAGAGAGGCGUCUCUGCUGAAGGGUCUGAAACACGCAAACAUUGUCCUGUUACAUGACAUUGUACACACCAAGGAAACACUCACACUUGUCUUCGAAUAUGUGCACACAGAUUUGUGUCGGUACAUGGAUAAACACUCUGGGGGGCUCCACCCUGAAAAUGUCAGACUUUUUCUCUUCCAGUUGUUGAGAGGUUUGUCCUACAUCCAUCAGCGCUUUAUCCUGCACCGAGAUCUCAAACCUCAAAACCUGCUGAUCAGCGAGAGUGGUGAACUCAAACUGGCUGAUUUCGGUCUAGCCCGGGCUAAAUCUGUUCCCAGUCACACAUAUUCUAAUGAGGUGGUGACACUGUGGUACCGACCCCCAGACGUUCUGCUUGGUUCUACUGAAUAUUCCACCUGCCUGGACAUGUGGGGCGUUGGCUGUAUCUUUAUUGAGAUGAUUCAGGGCGUGGCUGCAUUUCCUGGUAUGAAGGAUAUGCAGGACCAGCUGGAGAGGAUCUUCCUGGUACUUGGUACUCCAUCUGAAGAAACAUGGCCAGGUGUUCACUCACUUCCUCUCUUCAAACCAGAUCGGUUUCCUGUGUAUAGCGCCAAAAAACUUAGACAAGCCUGGAACAAGUUAGGUCAUGUGGAUCAUGCUGAAGAUUUAGCCUCCAGGUUUCUGCAGUGUUUCCCGAAGAAUCGUGUUUCUGCUCACACAGCGCUGCAGCACGAGUUCUUCAACGAGAUCACCACUAAACUGAGGGAGAUCUCGGACAUGUCCUCCAUCUUCUCUGUGCCGAGUGUGAAGCUGCAACCCGAGUUGAAUAUCAGCAACAUCAAAACACAUAGCAAAGGAGCUUCAUCUGGUAAACACUGACAGGUUGCUUUCCCUCUGUGUUCAGUCAGAAUGAAGAAACGACUUGAAGGAGGCAGAGAUACCUGUUCUUUUAAAUUAUUCCUUUCAAAGACUGAGUGAGUGAGUGUGUGGGUGUGUAAAUAUGGGGAAUGUCACAUUUAACAAUAUUAUUCUUUUGAAUUUUUUAUUAGAAAUGUUUACACAUUAAGAGAUGACGUCACACAUGCGCACGCACACACACAGAUUGUGUACAGCUUUGUGUGUGUGUGUGUGUUAUGAGAAUGUAUGUACAGAGAAAAUCAGUUUCUUCACAAAUGCCCCAGAAUCUUCAUGUUUCCUUCUUAUUUUCUGUUUUGGCUCCGACCCUCACCACUGCCCUCACCACUGCCCUCACCACUGCCCUCACCACUGCCCUCACCACUGACCACAGUGGUGUUGUGACGAGUCAGUACACAUGCACGCAUGUACAAUAAUAAUAAUAAUAAUGAUGCUGCCUUCAGGGAGUAAACUAAAGCAAUGUGAGAAAACACACACACACACACACACACACACACACACACACACACACACACACUACUUUAAGCCAAACAAACCCAAAAAAAUAAACUGCUUCAUACUGACAGAUAAUAUCCACAUAAGAUGUUUGAUUAUUUGUUUGUUCAUAUUUGUACCUGUAUACUGUGUAUAGUUAAUUUUCUUUUAAAGUAUGUCCCUGGGCGCUGAAAUCUUACUCUCUCCGAGGUUCAGACAUCGCACUCAGCGCUGAGGUUGAGUCAAUACAUUGCUUCUAAAUUGUUGUAAAUGACCCUAAAGAUGCCCGAGUGUCAAGCAUUUGGCUGUAAAAAUAAGUCCAAUCAUUGAAGCAGUGAACACACGCGCGCACACACACUUGCACACUUGCCCAGAGCAGUGAGGAGCUGCACUCCAAUGCCUGGGGAUUUUUUUUUUGAAUUAGACACCUUUAUUUGAUGGCUCUGUGUCACUGAGGUAAACGGUGUACAGUGGGAAAGCACAGGCAGAUAUAUGGUUUCCCUGCAAACAGCCACGCCUAGGGAAGCCGAUUCUUACAAUAUCACAACUUUUAAAAUGGAUAAAAUAUUGGCACAUCAGGGCACUAUCCAUGAUUGGCAAACAGUUUAUUUUUUGGGUUUUGUUUGGCUUUAAGAGAUCUGUGUGUGUGAGAGAGAGAUACAGGCAAUAAACCUGUGGCGUUCCACUGUGAGAUCUUCUCUCAGCCCACACAUGAGAACUGUCCAGUCACAGCUCAGCUCUGAAGACCAUGAUUGGUUGGUGUGUGUGUGUGUUUAAUCAAGAGCUUCCUGUGACAGAUUUGUGUGUGAAGCAGUGUGAAAUGCACACUCCACUCACACACUUUUUACCAGACAGUAAUGAGUGUGUGACUUCCUUUAAUACAGUACAGUAAAAACAGCAAUGAAAGGCCCGGCACUGUUAGAGUGUGUGUGUGUGUGUUGUCUUACUGUAAUUUUACUAUACCCCCCCAGUGUGUGUGUGUGUGUGUGUUUGAGAGUGAACAGGAAGCAGGCCGUUGGUCAGUGACGCACAGUGGUGCUGUGGAUUAUUAAACGUCUCUUCAUUCAGCUUUACAAACUCACAACUGCUUCCAGACUCUUGCUCUGUAGAAGUGGACUUCCUGAAGAAAUCGGAGCUUACAGUAAAACUAUGAGCUACUGUUGUGCAACUCCUAACAUGGGUUCUACUGCACCCUUCUGCACUUCCCUGUGAUUGUAUCCCCUUCUCUUUAUCAGCUUGAAUGAAGUGUGCUAGAUGAGGGAUUGUACACUUUAAUAGCAUGUUUAUUUAUUUACCCAGAAUUAAUUGCAGCACUCAUUCACUCGUUUUCAGUUUUAAGUGUUCUAAAUGUUAACAGGAGCAAUAAAAUCUUUAUUUCAAUUUUAACAUGAACAUGCGAUUUUACACACACACACACACACACACACCACUGAGGGGGAGAAGAAUUAAACUCCCGUUCCCACAGUGUUCUUAGAUUGCAUGUCAGGAAACAACACAUUAUUUGUUGUAUUUUGUUUAUUGGUGACCUCAUCCCACAUCAUGAUGUGAUCCCACAAGACAUCACACUUGUGCACUCACUCACAGUCAGCAGGAAAUAAUGACAAAUUAAUCAGUCAAGUCAAAUCCAAUCAAUUUAUUUGUACAACACAUUUAACAAUAAACACUGUCACAAAGCAGCUUUGCAGAAAAAUAAA
Neoarius graeffei (lesser salmon catfish) is the source of this 4116-nucleotide messenger RNA. RefSeq names its product cyclin dependent kinase 14 (gene cdk14). Gene Ontology annotation, cellular component: cytoplasm; cytosol; nucleus. Gene Ontology annotation, biological process: protein phosphorylation. NCBI's taxonomy places the organism in Eukaryota, Metazoa, Chordata, Actinopteri, Siluriformes, Ariidae. The coding region runs from base 563 to 1912 and encodes 449 amino acids. Gene Ontology annotation, molecular function: cyclin-dependent protein serine/threonine kinase activity; ATP binding; cyclin binding. The transcript has 15 exons. The record is from RefSeq and is a predicted model, not a curated record.